UUGAGUCCCCUGAACACCCUUUGUGCGAGCACCGUGGCCCGUGUUCUGGUCCCGAGAUGGAUUUGCCUGUGAACUUGACCUUUUCCCUCUCCACUGCCUCCUUUCUGGAGCCCAACCGCAGUCUUGGUGCGGAAAACCUGCGCCCCAGCCCACCCCUCCCCUCGGUCUUUGGAGUGCUGGUUCUGACCCUGCUAGGCUUUCUGGUAGUGGCCACGUUCGCCUGGAACCUGCUGGUGCUAGCGACUAUCCUCCGAGUGCGCACUUUCCACCGUGUGCCACACAACCUGGUGGCUUCCAUGGCCAUCUCGGACGUGCUGGUGGCCGCGCUGGUCAUGCCGCUGAGUCUGGUGCAUGAGCUGUCGGGGCGCCGCUGGCAGCUGGGCCGACGUCUAUGCCAGUUGUGGAUUGCGUGCGACGUGCUUUGCUGCACAGCCAGCAUCUGGAAUGUGACGGCCAUAGCCCUGGACCGCUACUGGUCCAUCACGCGCCACCUGGAGUACACGCUCCGCGCCCGCAAGCGCAUCUCCAAAGUGAUGAUCAUGCUUACCUGGGCACUCUCGGCUGUCAUCUCUCUGGCCCCGCUGCUUUUCGGCUGGGGGGAGACAUAUUCUGAACACAGUGAGGAGUGCCAGGUCAGCCGUGAGCCCUCCUACACCAUCUUCUCCACCGUGGGCGCCUUCUACUUGCCGCUGUGCGUGGUGCUCUUCGUCUACUGGAAGAUCUACAAGGCCUCCAAGUUCCGCGGGGGCUCCAGGAAGACCAACAGAGUCUCACCUGAACCUGAAGUUGUGGAGGCGAAGAACUCUGCUCAGCAGCCCCAAAUGGCGUUCACGGUCCGCCGAGCCACCGUCACCUUCCAGACAGAAGGAGACACGUGGCGGGAGCAGAAGGAGCAGAGGGCGGCCCUCAUGGUGGGCAUCCUCAUCGGGGUGUUCCUGCUCUGCUGGAUCCCCUUCUUUGUCACCGAGCUCGUCAGCCCYCUCUGCUCCUGGGACGUCCCUGCCGCCUGGAAGAGCGUCUUCCUGUGGCUCGGCUACUCCAACUCCUUCUUCAACCCGCUCAUCUACACGGCCUUCAACAAGAASUACAGCAGCGCCUUCAAGAGCUUCUUCUCCAGGCAGCACUGAGGAGAGG
This is a messenger RNA of Urocitellus parryii (Arctic ground squirrel), 1134 nucleotides long. It is a transcript of the gene Htr5a, whose product is annotated as 5-hydroxytryptamine receptor 5A. Gene Ontology annotation, cellular component: plasma membrane. Gene Ontology annotation, biological process: positive regulation of MAPK cascade; adenylate cyclase-activating adrenergic receptor signaling pathway. The record is from RefSeq and is a predicted model, not a curated record. Gene Ontology annotation, molecular function: G protein-coupled serotonin receptor activity. Lineage: Eukaryota; Metazoa; Chordata; Mammalia; Rodentia; Sciuridae.